AUGGAGCUUGUUGUGGUGAGAGUGGAUGGUGCGGAAUGCGGCAAGUAUGCCUCUCCGACAGGCAAGAAGUGCCCUUUGAACGUCUGCUGUAGUGAAUACGGGUUCUGCGGAACUACUGAAGACUUCUGCAAAAAAGGCUGCCAGUCUGACUGCGAGCAACCCAAGCCAUCUGCUUCCAAGUCAAAUGUGCAGCAGAAGGUCAUCGCCUACUGGGAGGCCUGGAACGGGAACAAACCUUGCGGGCAUAUGUCUCCAGAGGAAAUCCCAGUCCACGAUAUCACCCAUCUAAUCUUCUCAUUUGGUUUCGUCACGCCUGGCGACUUUCGCAUCACUAAUAUGCCCGAUGUCAAGCCGAAUCUCUUCACGCAAGUUACAGACCUCAAGGACAAAAACCCCAACUUGAGCAUCAUGAUCGCGCUUGGUGGAUGGACUCACAAUGACCCAGGCAAGUACCAGAAAGUCUUCAGCGACAUGGUCUCUAGCCGAACCAAUCGACAGACAUUCAUAAAGAACCUGCUUGGCUUUCUAAGUCAAUAUGGGUUUGAUGGUGUUGACUUUGAUUGGGAGUAUCCCGGUGCCAAAGACCGCGGUGGGAAGGAUACCGACGGUAAGAACUUUACUCAAUUUCUCAAAGAGCUCCAGUCUGCUAUGCGCUCGGCCGGUCGACAUUAUCUGGUGACAUAUACUGCCCCGACCUCUUACUGGUACCUGAGACACUUUGACCUCAAGGCCAUGAACAACUAUGUGGACUGGAUCAACCUCAUGUCUUAUGAUCUCCAUGGAAUUUGGGAUCGAGAUAAUCCCAUCGGCAAUCAAAUCCUCGGCCACACAAAUAUCACCGAGAUCGACCUUGCUCUCGAUCUAUUUUGGCGCAACGAUAUCCCCCCAGGGGAUAUUGUCCUUGGUAUUGGCUUGUACGGUCGGUCAUUCAAGUUGGAGAACCCUGCUUGUUGGAAGCCUGGAUGUCGCUUCAGUGAUCCGGGAGAUAAGGGCAGGUGCACAGAUACGGCAGGAUUUCUAUCUUAUAGAGAAAUCAUGGAUCUCAUCAGAGACAGUAAAGCCAAGCCUGUCUAUGACAGGGAUGCAAAGGUGAACUACAUGGUCUAUGGCCAGAAUAACUGGAUCUCAUACGAUGACGAGCGGACUUUCAACGACAAAAUUGAGUUUGCCAACAAACGAGGACUCAACGGGUUGAUGAUGUGGGCAAUUGACCUUGAUGACUCCAGGCGUUCCGCGCUGAAUGCAAUCACUGGACGAAAGAACUUCCUUGAGGGUAAUACGGCAUUUGGUGUUGGUCUCAGCACUAAGAAGUCUGAAGAAGCGGGAUACUCGUCAGAUGACUCAACCCAAUGUCGAGUCACGGGCUGUGGCGGCGCUUGCUCUGAGGGAGAGAGGACCGUCGGGCGUACAAACAGUCUUGACAAGAAGAAUGAGUAG
Molecule: messenger RNA, 1437 nt
Organism: Fusarium musae
Lineage: Eukaryota; Fungi; Ascomycota; Sordariomycetes; Hypocreales; Nectriaceae
Exons: 5
Coding region: 1-1437 (478 amino acids)
Biological process (GO): carbohydrate metabolic process
Molecular function (GO): hydrolase activity, hydrolyzing O-glycosyl compounds; chitin binding
Source: RefSeq, a predicted model, not a curated record